This is a messenger RNA of Aspergillus melleus, 3825 nucleotides long. RefSeq lists its product as uncharacterized. Lineage: Eukaryota; Fungi; Ascomycota; Eurotiomycetes; Eurotiales; Aspergillaceae. The transcript is spliced from 2 exons. The record is from RefSeq and is a predicted model, not a curated record. Gene Ontology annotation, molecular function: anaphase-promoting complex binding. The coding region runs from base 1 to 3825 and encodes 1274 amino acids. Gene Ontology annotation, biological process: activation of protein kinase activity; mitotic DNA replication checkpoint signaling; mitotic G2 DNA damage checkpoint signaling.
AUGUCCUCCCCUUCAACUCCCCAAUCGGCGCGCUCCGCGUCGCGAACAGCCGACUCGCCUGCCAUGCUCACCCCGGGACAAAAGAUCAAGGCCAUGAUGGCCCAAUUUGACAGCGACUCAGACUCCGAUAAUAACACGACAAAUUCGAAGCCUCAAACCACGAAAUCCAGCAUCUUCAACCGCCCACAAUUCGCGACGCGAUCGGACCAGGAGAAUGACGAUGAAGAUGAUGACGAAGAUGAAGAUGACGAUAUCAUCAUGCCCAAAGGCCGCAUGGCUGCUCGGAUGCAGGCUGAGAACCAGAACACCGAAGCUGACGCGUCGACGGAAUCUGUCUCUGCGAUGGAACGGGUGUCGAAGAGCCUGAGGAAGGAGAAAGAACGCGAAGACGACGCGGCGGGGUCCUCGGAUGAUGAUCUUCCUACGGCCGGUCCGAGGAGGAGGCUUGCGAAUGCGAAGAUAAAUGAGGAUCAGAUGGACGAGGACGAAGCUCGUACGCCGGAGCGAGAACGGUCGUUCUCGCCGCUUUUCGUGUCACCUGGUUCGGAGAGAAAUGGUCGGCAGGGCGACGAUGGAUCGGAGGCGUCGGAGAAUGAGCGACCGCAGCCGAAGAGGAACGCACGAUUUGAAGCCCUCAUUGCGCAGAAACGUGCGGAGCGAGAAGAGAAGGAGAAGCAAGAGAGACAGAAGAAGAAGGAAAGGGCUGAAGCGGCGAAGCUUGCUGCCGCAGAUGAAGAGGAUGAGGAUGAUGAUAUGGAAAUGGACCUGACGGGAAAGUCUUCGCGCGCGGCUCGCCCCUCUCGAAAAGCCAGCCGGAAAGCGCUGGAGGAUAUGAACCGCGAAACGCAACGAAUGAGUAGGAAUCUGCAACUAGCGCACCAGGCGACGACCUCGAAGAAAAUCUCCAAGGAGAGCUUCUUUGCUCGAUUCAAUUUCAUGCAGCCCGAGCAGCCGAAGGCACCUUCGGCAGAUAACUCGUCUAGUAUGGCUGGUUCACAGAAUUCCUCGGAUGCAGAGGCUCAGAAGAAUCGGGAAACCCCUCAAACGUCCCCUGUCGUGGGUCCUUCCGACAAGCUCGUGGCUCAAGAUGCCUCAACUGAUGCUGUACGCGAGGAGACACAGUUCCCUUCUCUUGAGAAAAUGGUAGGACAAGCGCAGCAGCAACCCGAACAGCCCGUGGUAGGCCGAGUGGAGGAGCAUACUACCAACACAGCUCCGCAGACCGUGGAUGUCAAAGGAAAGAAGAAACUCAUGGCUGCGCCCUCCGUUCAUGUUCGCCUUUCUCGACAAGCUGUGGCGCAGAAUCAGAUGGAUGAUUCAGACAGUGACUUGGAGGUUGUCACUUCUCCUGCGAAAUCUCGCCGUCUCGCCGCUUUUGAGAACGUCCCCUCCAGAAAGAUGCAAGAAUCGUCUGCUCUGCUGAAACUCAAAGCUUUGGCUCAUCUCACAUCGCCGACUCGCAAAACCACGAUGAAUAAUGCCGAACUGUCUGCAACAUUGAUUUACCAGGCCAAAAAGCAGGCUGCCAAGGAGCGACAGGAGAAAGUCGAGGAACUCCGAGCGAAAGGUGUGAUCAUCGAAACAGCGGCUGAGCGUGCCGCCAUGGAAGAUGAACUCGAGAACCUGGUUGAAAAGGCACGCAAGGAAGCAGAAGACAUUGCCAAGCAGGAGAGGUCCGCAUCAAAGACAGGAAACGGUGAUAUGGAUGAUGAUGAGGAGGAGGACGAGGAGGAUGAGGACUACGACGGCUCAGAAGAUGAGGUGGAUGACAAUGGGGAGGAGGACGAGGAGGAGCACGAGGACGGCGAAAAGGGUCCCAACUUGUUUGACUCUGAAGCCGGUGAGGAGGAGGACUCGGAAGACGAACAGAGUGAAAUCAUGUCGACCGGGGAACCCGAGACGAUUACUCAACGGCGGAAACGACCUACCCGGGUUAUUGAAGAUGACGACGAGGAAGAAGAGCAGGCCCCAACGACGCCCACCAAGCCAAUCAAUGCGACACCAUUGUCUAUAGAACGACCCCAGAUCCCUGGUCUGCCUUCCAACGACAUGACGAUGAGUCUCACCCAAGCCUUUGCAGGCACAUUGGGUGGAAGUCAGCAAGAUAGCCAACCGCCCUCGCCCACGAUCCCUCAUUCUCUGCCUGAUCCUGCCCAGAGGGGUGGAGAAUGGCAACAGUCCGACUCGCAGAUGAUUGUGAAGGAUAGCCAAGAACCACAAGCCGAGACGACCGAUUUCCUGACCCGAUACACUCCCUCUGACGCUCGGGUAUCAGAGUCUCCUGCGCCGCGGGCCAUGUCACAAUUUUCUUCCAUUCCCGACCCGACGCAGGAUGAAGGUUUUGUCCUCUCACCUUUCGAUCCCUCAAAGAGAUUUAUGGGCACUCCAACGUCGACUGUGGAAACCGUUCUCGUCGACCGGAACCAAUCCCUAAGCAACUCCCCUGUUCCCAUCCGGAAAAUGAAAAACCUUCGACGUGGCCGAACCGAACUCUCUGCUAUCGAAGAGCAGGAGGAAAGUGGGUUCGAAGUCGAUGCCAGCGCCUUCAACGUCAUGAAGAAAGCAGCGAAGAAACCUAAUGUUGCGUUCGAUAGGAAGAAGAGCAAAGCCAAGGACGUCGUGGAGGAGGCAGCCGAAGAAUCCGAAGACGAGUACGCCGGACUGGGAGGUGCUAGUGACGAGGAGGAUGAGGAGGAGAAUGCGUAUGAUCGGCAGAUGAUCAACGACAACAGCGGCGAAACGGUUGACGAAAAGCAGCUGGCAGCUCUUAACGCUCAACACCAGAGAACUACGGACGAGAAGCAAGUAGCCAAACUCAUGAGAGAUAUUACGACCGGUGCUCUCCGUCGACGGAAAGGACCCGAUGACGAGUUUGACCUUGACGAUUCUGACGACGAACUCUUGGCCCGCCGACGACAAAAGCAACGCGAGUUUGCCCGCAUGCGGAAUGCCCUCAUGGCGGACGGAAAGGUCGGCGAGCUCGCCGAGAACCCUAAGAAAGCGGCUUUCUUCCGCGCCAUCGAGGAUCAUGAUUCGGACGAUGAUGUUUUGGAUUUCUUGGACGAGGAAGAAGCCCCCGGAUCUCAGGAUCAUUCAUCGUCGCAGGAGGCCAGUGCCGGCGCACAACAAGACACGACCGAUGCCGGCAACAAGAGAAAACGACCUCUUGAGCCUAGCACCGAGGAGACCUACAACAGACCUCCUCCUAACCUUCGCCGCAAACCAGCCAGUGCGAUGUCCAAGAAACCUGCCUCACUUGCGGAGAUCCGGGAGACCCUGUCCUUCCUGACCGAGCGACCCGAAUACGACUCGUUCCAAGAAGAUGCGUCUAUGGAGGAUGAGCAAGCACACGAAGAAGAAGCUGAGAGCGCUCCGACUGAGGAACAAUCACCGGAAGAAUUUGCUCCGCGCGUGCACCCUCGCCGUACGAAGGGAGCGGUGGUGGAUCGUCUUGCACUCCUCCGGCAAGCGUCGUCGAACUCGGCUACGUCGGCGUCCACACGAGUUGCUUUCCAUGCGGGCUCCGGGGCGCAGGGACCCAGCAUCGGAUUCCGACCUCCCCCCAUGCUCCGCAAGGCCACCACCGGCUCGUCAUCGUCCGGUUCGUCCAAGUCCGACUCGCGACGGAUGUCGGCCCCUGGGGCUGGCGGCGGGUCGAUGGCCAAGAAGGGAGCAGUCAACUAUUACACAGCUGCUCGUGAGAGGGAGCGUGAGAGGGAAUUGCGCACUCAGAGCCGCGCCGGCGGUUCCAACAUCACGAAAUUGCUCAACAAGCAUUCCGGCAACCGACUGGGUGCAUUGGGAGGUACGGGACAAUGGGAUUAA